GCUCCAACCAUUUCCGACACAACACCCUCCCCCUUCGCCCGGCCCCGGAGCGACAGGACUCGCCGCGUCGCAGCCACAGCUUUACGAUGCCCUUCCUGGAGCUGGAGAGUAACCUUGCGGCCAGCUGUUUCUCCGAGGCGCUGUUGGAGCGGUUGGCGCGGGCAGCGGCCGCCAUCCUCGACAAGCCGCAGGAGCGAAUCAAUAUCUCUGUGAGGCCAAACAUGAUAAUGGCAAUUGGAGGUAGCACGUCACCCUGUGCCCAGCUGGUUGUGUCUUCAAUCGGGGUGGUAGGAAAUGCUGAGCACAACAAGCAGCACAGCUCCAAGUUCUUUGAAUUCCUCACCAAGGAGCUGGGCUUACGUGCAGACAGGAUCCUGAUUCGAUUUUAUCCUCUGGAGAAGUGGCAGAUUGGGAAAAAUGGUACCGUUAUGACGUUCCUGUAGACAAAUGCUGAACUCCAAACCUUGUGUGGUUGGUCUUAAUCAACAGCCACAUCAGUGAGCAUUUUACAGGACCCAAUAUUAAACAUUUCCAUUAAUUUUAUCAAA
Molecule: messenger RNA, 548 nt
Organism: Amblyraja radiata (thorny skate)
Lineage: Eukaryota; Metazoa; Chordata; Chondrichthyes; Rajiformes; Rajidae
Gene: ddt
Product: D-dopachrome tautomerase
Exons: 3
Coding region: 87-443 (118 amino acids)
Molecular function (GO): phenylpyruvate tautomerase activity
Source: RefSeq, a predicted model, not a curated record